Messenger RNA from Penicillium oxalicum, 474 nucleotides. Its product is annotated as putative arsenate reductase (Arc2). The transcript is spliced from 3 exons. The record is from RefSeq and is a predicted model, not a curated record. Bases 1 to 474 code for a protein of 157 amino acids. NCBI's taxonomy places the organism in Eukaryota, Fungi, Ascomycota, Eurotiomycetes, Eurotiales, Aspergillaceae.
AUGACCGACACUGCCUCUGCGGAGCUUCCAUGGCAUGCGGCCUAUCCCGCCCCCAAGUCUACCGUGCCGUCCUUACCCCGCAAUCAGCUUCUGCACUGGUUCCAGAAUGGGAAGCAACCCGGCCGGGAUUUUGUUCUGGUCGAUGUACGACGCACUGAUUUCGAGGUCCGUUCAUGGGAGGCACUAUUCGAGGAUCCAUCAACCCCCGCCCACAGUUUAUAUCCCACGCUGCCGGGUGUGUACGCGCUGCUUUCUCAGAGUGGUGUGAAACAGGUGAUUUGGUACUGUGGUUCCUCCAAUGGACGCGGGCCCCGUGCAGCCAACUGGUUUGCAGACUAUUUGGCAGAGAAACAAGACACUUCGAUGCAGAGCUUGAUCCUGGAAGGGGGCAUCAAGGGCUGGGCUGCAGCCGGGGCCGAGUACACUGCAUGGAUGGACGAUUAUGAUCCGAAUGUGUGGACAAAGAACAAGUAG